Molecule: messenger RNA, 1686 nt
Organism: Emiliania huxleyi CCMP1516
Lineage: Eukaryota; Haptophyta; Isochrysidales; Noelaerhabdaceae
Exons: 2
Coding region: 1-1686 (561 amino acids)
Biological process (GO): lipopolysaccharide biosynthetic process
Cellular component (GO): membrane
Molecular function (GO): acyltransferase activity, transferring groups other than amino-acyl groups
Source: RefSeq, a predicted model, not a curated record
AUGGGCGAUUGGCGCCCCACCCGUCGGGCGCGAGUCCCCCACGGCCCCGGGAUAUCCGACGUGUGUUCCGUCUCGGCGGGCGCUUUGGGCGCCAGGCUCUCCCGCUUCUCAUUUUUUAUUUUUAUUGAGUUCAUUGAUGAAGGGACGAAGCGGGAGUGGGACUCCUUUUGGGAGUUCCCGCUCGACACUCCUCUCGGAACACCGGCCGCCUCAGAGGCGGGCUCACCGCAACCCAUACGCAAAGACGGUGUGCCGGCUCCAAGCGCCCCUGAAGAGAAGAAUGCUUCAAACAAGCCUGAGCCGAAAAAGGGUACCGCCACAACCCACAUCUCUGGCCUUCGCGCACUGCUGUCAUACUGGAUCGUGGUCGACCACAUGACCAGUUCGUGGAGGCCGACACCGACUGAGACUCCCCAGGAGGGCCUUUUCACGCUCAUACUUGGCCGUGCCAUUGUGCCCGUCCAGUUUUUCAUCGUUCUUUCGGGCUUCAUCACCCACCAUGCGUAUCGGAAGGUCAAGUAUUACGACGGGCACCAGAUUGUUUGGAGCCAGGUCGCGCGCUACAAUUUCAAGCGAUUCGGUGGCAUCAUAGGAGCGUACUACCUCACCUACUCUCUCAUUCUAAUUGUCAUCAUUAUAAGCCAGAAGUGGGCGCUUGAGCAACCGGGAGCGAUCGUGUCCGUGGUCCUGAGCGUCUUCCUGCUGCAGUCGUGGUAUCCGCUCGAAUGCACCGUGCCGAACGGCUCCGCGUGGACGAUGUCGACGCUUGCCUUUGCGUGGGUGCUCUUCCCACCCAUUCAGCACUUUCUAAAGAAGAGCGGGAGUGGUCGUCGCGCUUUUCUCCUCUUCCUCCUCGCGUCCAUCGUCACCGUCGCCCCUUGCGCGCUCUACGUGAUCAUCGAGGGGCCGGUGGUCAGCCACCACGCCUAUGACUUCCUGUACAAAUUCCCGCCCAUCAGGCUCGCCGAUUUCGUCCUUGGCAUGACCGCAGCGGAGCUCCUCGCGCAGACAGGCGACGCAGGCUUCGUCAAGAGACACAAGCUCAAGAUUGCAGUCGCUGGCGACUUGCUCGCUUUGGCCAUCGUCGCUACCGUGGCUCUUGCGUUCGUGCCUCCGGAAGGGCGCUGGCCUGGCUUCGAGCAAUGGGCGAGGUACGAGGAGGAAGGUAGCAGGUAUGAGGUCUUCUGGAUCAGCGCCGCCGGCCCCUUCUUCUCCCUGUUUCUCUGGACCUCGUGCGCUGCCGGCGGCGGCAUCGCCCACGCGUGCCGUCACCCGGCCCUCUCCGCCAUCGGCGACCUCGGCUUCCAGGUUUACCUCUCGCACAAUGGCUUUGUGCUGUCAUUCUUUACGAUUCUGCAUGCUGCGACCGAUGCGCUGAUGGCAGACGAGGGCAUCCCGAGCGACUAUGAAGCGUACACGCCGGGCGCCUCCAUGGCGGCUCUACUCACCAUCUACUUGGUCGCCGCUGUCAUUAAGGGGUUCGUCGACGACCCCGUCCGACGCAGGGUGCACGGGUGGGUGGACCGGCGCUUCCCUGCGAAGCGUGCCUCGCCCAAGGUUGCGGCUCUCGAAACUAUCGCCACGCCUCCGCCUUCAGCCCCGCCAAAGCCUGCCCGCGGUGGCGACGAGACGAAAAGGAAAACGCGGGUCUCGGCGGACAUCGAGAAGUCGAGGAGUGGCGUGUAG